Molecule: messenger RNA, 35072 nt
Organism: Diorhabda carinulata
Lineage: Eukaryota; Metazoa; Arthropoda; Insecta; Coleoptera; Chrysomelidae
Gene: Eip93F
Product: mushroom body large-type Kenyon cell-specific protein 1
Exons: 11
Coding region: 502-3663 (1053 amino acids)
Biological process (GO): regulation of transcription by RNA polymerase II
Cellular component (GO): nucleus
Molecular function (GO): DNA binding
Source: RefSeq, a predicted model, not a curated record
ACUAUGACGUUACUACAGUUGUGAUGCCGCCACCAUUCAUACAACUUCAUCAAAAACGAAUUUACUUUAGCAACAAUUUAAAAUACGAGCCCGCCAAUAUGUAAUUUUCAACAUUGAACCGAAUUAAGCCGGUUUUUGAUGUGUACGUGUUUGUUCAAAAUAUACUUUCCCAAUUGUAAUUUCAGUGUCAGUUUUACAAAAACAAACUUUUGGAUUUUAUUUCUUUUCAGAUUAAGAGGAAAAAAAUCAUGGCGAGAAAACUACACCGUCUUUACGAAUAUCAAUUUUUUAAGUGUUGAGUUUUUUAAAACUUUUUCAAACUGUGGUUAAGUGUGAUUAAUUGAACGAAUAUUUUUAGUGACUUGAGAUUUUAUACACAAAUUAUUUUUUUUAAAUGAGUGCGGGCACCGAAACAACCUCUGAAAAUUGUGUGUAAUGAAUAAUUUGAUGCGAUGGGUAAUAUUGUUGAGAGCAAUGUGACAAACUUGCCGCCUGUGAAAAAUGGCGGAUUGUUCUUUUUCGAGAUGUAUUCAACAAAGAAGGAACAUUAGAAGAGAGUUGCAAAGAUGGACAAAAAACAUGGUUCAUAUAGUCGGGUUGGAACGGAUCGCUGAAGAGUUGAUGGGCCGUAGGAAAUGGAAUCUGUAUCAAGAAUCCAUGUCGAGAAGUUAUCUGCAACCAUUGAACAACAAUAUAAAAAGAACAAACUCCCAAGUCGACAUAGAAGACGAGUACCAAAAAGAAUCAGCCAAGUCCAUACGUCUACAAGCCCAAACCGUCGAAGUAGAGUUGGACAAAGGCGCACAAGUGAACGGAAUAGAAACGGGUGGAGAAAAAGGAAAAGGGGAACAGCAAAAAAUAAAGGGGGAAUACCAAAAGGAAAACGAGAAGGAUAUAGAGAAACUGAAAGACUGGACGCCGCAAACCAAGUGUCAUUUUUGUGUGGACGGCAAGCUGGAUAGUGAACAUACUACCCACGGGGUUUUGAGUCCCCGCCUUUCGGACUCGGAAACUUCCGACAGUCAUAGCGACGGCGAAGUACCGACAUCUUUAUUACCUACCUCUAGGGGGUUGCUCAACAAUAAUCACCAUCACAGACCCAGCAUUCAGCACUCACUGCCACCACAAACGGCAAUGACAACGAUCGAAAACAUGUCUAUGGCCGCGCUAGCAGUAGCGGCUUUAUCUGGGGGCCCCAGUCCCGUAGGAACCCCUACCCCCAAUUUACCCUUCUACAACCCCACUCUCCUUAAUCCCAAUUGGUACCUGGCGAACGUUGCGAGAUCGUUCCAUACUGCGGCGACGUUGAACGACGCCGAGAAAAGUAAUGGAGGAUCAAACAAUGUGGGUGGAGAACAACCAUUGGACCUAAGUAAAGGUUCCGUUAAUAAUAAUAGCAGCGUUACAACACACGAGCAGAAAGUGGGGACUGCGAACCAUGUUAGAUUGCCUACCUUAGAUUCCAGGCAUAUAUUCAAUUCUGAUUUCAGAGCGAAACCUAGAAUGUCCGCCGUUGCAGGCCGACGAACUUACACAGAGGACGAACUUCAAGCGGCCCUCAGAGACAUACAAUCGGGAAAAUUGGGUACUAGACGAGCAGCCGUAAUUUAUGGGAUUCCCAGAUCGACGUUACGCAACAAAGUGUAUAAGUUAGCUCUGGAAAAAGAGAGGGAAUCGCAUCUAAAUAGUACAACGCCGAUAGAAGAAGAAGCUAUGGAAGAUGAAAAAGAUUUAUCCGGAACGGAGGAAGAAAAAGAAGUAGAAAAGGCUUUAGAAGCUCCUCUACUAUCUAUGGAAGAUCUGUUUAGAUUUAGUGCUGGUAGAGAGAUUCCCGACACAUUGAAAACACUUCUUCAAAAGGGUGGUUUAGAUCAAACCGAAAUGCCCUACCUUCAAAACUUUCUCCUCGCCUCCCAAUCGAUGCUCCCCCAUAAAACCCCUGACGGCUCAAUUGUCUCAAAUAUGAUACCCGAGUUAAUGAAACGAAUGAUCACCGAAGAUCAGUUGUUGAAGAUGCAAAAUAACGGAGCCAGCGAAAAGCUUAUUUCGAGGCCGAGCCCGAGUAACUCGGUGAUAACGAAAUGUGAGAGAACUAAAUCGGAAUCCGAUAUGGAAACUGAAGAUUCUCCAUCAAAUGUGAUACUUAAAAUUCCGUCCUACAAACCGACGACAUCAAAUAAAAAUGGAAGCGAUCCCGUUAGAAAUCAAGUCGAACCUACAGCUGGAAGCAUAAUCUCUCCCCCCGUAACCAGCGAGUCCGGAUCUCCACCAAUACUACCUUCAAAAGGUCACAUAAUAAAAGACGUUAAAGAUGUUAUAGCUCAAAGUAUUAGUCAAAAAUUCCAACAGUCUAUGGAACCGAGAAGGCCAAUGCUAGAUAUUGAAUUCAAACGUGGAGGAUUUACACCCCCAUUAGGAGCUGGAAUUUCCGUUAUAAAAACUCAACAUGAUAUCAACAGACAAUUUCAACACCAACAACAGCAACCACCAAAACCUCAAACAAAUAACGCUCCAACUGGUGGAAAAGGUACAAGACCCAAAAGAGGAAAAUACCGAAAUUACGAUCGAGACAGUUUAGUGGAAGCUGUACGCGCCGUUCAAAGAGGUGAAAUGUCAGUCCAUCGUGCAGGCAGUUACUACGGAGUACCUCAUUCCACCCUCGAAUACAAAGUAAAAGAAAGGCAUUUGAUGCGACCUCGCAAGCGCGAUCCAAAACCAAAUCCAGUUGACGAAAAAAUUGCGAGUCUCAAACAAAACGACAUACGAAAUUCCCAAGAUAAACUCAAGCCUCUAAUGAAACCACCGCAGAAGUUUUCGCCAACCUCGCCUAAUGGAAUGAAGUUGCCAUUAUUUGAAGCUGGUAUGGCACCUUUAGCGGGAUAUAACGCUCCUCCUUUCCCUUUUUGGGCACCCCCGGGAUUUCCUCCUAUUUUAGAUUAUACGAGGGCUCCAACAUCACCAUUUCCCGGUCCGAAUACGGAGUUUUUCGCAUCUCAAAUGAUGCAAAAACUUCAAGAAGACUCUUCAAGGUCAACACCUCAAGCCUCAUCUGCUCCACCACUAUCUAAAAACGCAAGGCAACGAGCGGAAGCUUUAUUAGAUGGUGGUUCAGCGAACGGUUCAUUUCUCGAUGGUAUUAUAAGAUCGAGUUUGGAAUCUGGUGUUCCCGGAAACGAAGAUAAAUCUUUGAAUGAAGAUAAAAACGUCGCUCCGGAAAAUAUGUCGAAUAAAGCGCUAUUGGAUCAAUUGUGUAGAAAUAGUAGACUAACACCAUUAUCCAAACCAACUACUUUAGACGGAACUCAUAGUUCGGAAGACGAAUCGUGUCGAAAAAGUAUGAGCCCCUUAAAUUUCGUCACAGGCGAAACUUCCCGAGAUGAAAACAUUGACGAUGACUCAUCAUCUCGAUUUGACAAAGACAUUUCGGAGGUUCAUACGAUUGAACUUUCGAACGACUCAAAUACGUCUAGCGAAAGAAAAAUAAUUGACGAAGACCGAAAGCAACAACCUAGAAUUUUCUUAAAACAGGACCUAGUGAAACCUGAAAAUUUGAAACCAGAAAUGUUGGUGCGCUUUCGAGAGGUCCUGCCGGAACUAGACCAUAAUGGAAUGGCGGAAAGUGCGCCCAGUAGUGCCUCGGAGACAGACGGGCCACAAGACUGACAUCAACCCGAAACGUUAGUACCUAUCGUAAGUGACAGAAUUUUAUUCUGAAGACGUACUUUCUUAAAAGAAGUAAAAAAUAUAUAGAUAUAUAUAUAUAUAUAGAAAUAUAUAGAUAACAAAAUUUCCAUGUUGGAAAAAAAUACGUGGUUGUAAGUAAAAAAAUGAGCUCGAUAUAUGACGGUGUUUGUUGAUGAUAAUAAUAAAUUAUUGUUUUUAUUCUGUUCAAUUUCUCUUUUUUUGUAGUAGUAGUAGUGGAAUCAACUGUAUAUUUUAUUUCGGUAACGGUCUUCAUUUACACCGAUUUAAAAUUUUAUUUUUGAUUCCAUUAUGAGAUAGGUUUUUUGCUAACCAUCAAAGCAGUCAACUGUAUAUUAGAUGUUUUUAACUAUUCUAAACAAAUGUAAUCAAAUUGAAAUUACACAAAAUACGUGAAAAAGUCAAACGAUUUUUUUUAUAUUUCCAUAUCAAACUAAUUGAAAAAGAGUAAAAUAUUUUACUUAUGUUGAGAAGUUAUAUUUACAAACUCCUUCAUCAAACAAAAACAAUUAUACACUCCAUAUAUGAAGCAAUAAUUUUUAAACACGAUUAUUGAUAUAUUAAUAAAUUGAAACGUGUUUAAUCGCGGAUUUGAAAAAAUUCAUUCUCAUAAAUUAUCACAGUAUCUUCGGAAUCAUAAUUGCAAAUAGGUGAAAAUGUGUUUAGGUAAAUUUUUCAACAAUUUUGAAUUUUUUUCUCAGACUUUGUAUAUUUUUCAUGGUAAUAUUUUGCUUUGGAAUUUUGAUUUUUUUUUGAGGAACUUAUUGACCGAGAGUUUUUUUGACAAUUCAUAUCAUUAAACUAACCUCUGGCCUCUAUUUUCUCCAUGGAAAUUCCUAGCUAUACAGAAAUUUCUCAAUAUUUUCCUCUCUCUAGAUGCUUAUCCCUUUUUUCUCUGUUUUCCAAGCGAAAUUUUUUCAGCAUCUCAUUGGCGAACGAGCUCGCAGCUGUCCAAGCAAUCUCCGAUAGCUCCCUCCUACGUAUUUACUUUUCCUCACUUUUGUAAAGAAAAUUGUAAUCAUAUUCUUCAAGUUUUCUAUUUUCAUAUCUUCUUCUGUUAAAAUUACGGCAAUUAUAUUUUCUCAAUAAUUCUUCAAGCGUUGUUAUUUUCUCUUUUCCUUUUCUUUAGCUUACCAAAUCGUUUUUGCCAGUCUAAAGACCUCUAUUUUGAACUGUUUUCUCUUUAUUAUUUCUUAUUCGAUACUUUCUGCUAACAUCUCCAACUCUGCGUGGGAACUUCAUUUCUACUUCUAUAAUUUUGCUUUUGGAUAUAUUUAUAAGUACUCAGCUUUCUCUAGAAUAUAUAAAACACUCUUUUCAAAUAUAAUAUUAAUUUCAAGUUGUUGCGUCUUCUGGUAAUCCAGCUAUUUUGGGUUCUCAGUGACUUGGGAAGUGAGUAAUCUGUCCGUUAAAUAUACUCUGUAGAAAUUAAUGAUAAUAUCUGGGAUGAACAUGAGCUAAGGCUCUCAUAAAUUAUGCUUAUCUUACCAAUUAACUACUCCACGCAUACACCUAACCUAAGCACUCAAACAGGCGCAAAAUUUAGUUGCAGACUGGUUUCUUUAACCAGACAUUGUCAUCUAAGAUGCCAUCUCUUUGCUAUAUUGUAAAUGAAUUUGUUUAUAAUACGCGUUUUUUUUUUGAAAAUGAUCAGAAUAUUGAAAAAUUUCAAUAAAGUGCCCAAAAAAACAAUGCUCUGUGCUGAAAAAAUACAAACCUAUAAAUAUAGAGGGUGGAAAAAGAAAACUAUAGAAUUUUCUCAGUUCUACUUCUCCAAAUGAAUUCUUCUUCUCCUUUUAUCCCCUGGUAUCCCCUUGAUUACUUUCCUUACCUAUAUAUUUAACUUCACUUCUUCUGCUUUGUUAAGAAUCCACGUUUCGUCUUCGUAGCUCACUGAAGGUCUUAUUAUUACUUUGUACAGAUGUGGCUUUGCCUUUUUAAGAUUUUUCAAGAACUGGUUUUGGAGUCUUACGUGUAGUUCCACCAUAUUUAAUCAAUUCUGAUUGUAUUUCGUCAUCUCCUGAGGAUUUACCAUUCGUUUACUUCUGUAUUAAUUCCGGUAUUGUCCUCCAUCGUUUUCUGCAUUCAAUAUUUCUUUGUAGUGAUCUUUUCAUCUUCGGAUCAUUUCAGUUCCAUCCAUUAAUAUUUCCUUAUUCUUUUUUUUUUUUCUAUACAUGGUCAUCUGAUCAGAUCGUUCUUCUUUGUAUAUAAUUUCUUUGUAGAAAUAUACAGGGUGUCCCACGACGAGUUAAAACUAUCUGUAUAUGGCAAAAUAAAUCAUGAAAAUAUCUACGUUUGGGUUUUUGGAUACGAUAUUUUUAACUAAAAUAUAUUCAAAGAUGGCCGACUUCCGGUUCUAUCUAUUCUAUCUACUGGGAGAAUUUCUUUAAUACGGAGAGACCAGUCCUGCAGGAGAAGACAGUGAAGACACCCUGACGAGCACGGAAUUACUCUUCGAAGAAAUGCUCGAGAGUGGUGAUGAAAUCGACUAGAUUGCAAUUGAUUUCUUAUAUUCGAUUUUUUAUAUUUUCUCUAUUUUUGAUAAAUGUUUAAGUAAAGUUCUUACAAGAAUAGCGUUUUUAAGGAUCAUCCCUGUCCCACACUUAAGUUUAAAGUACUUACAACAAUCAAAAAUUUAAAAGAGGAUUUCUUUCGAGUCUUUUUUGAGUUAUCCGCAAAAAUUACACUGUUGAAAAAUCCAGUAACACGAAAUUCGCUUUUUGUAAGAGUAAUUUUAGGAAAAAAUCACAAAAAACCUUUUUUCUUGAAAAUUUUUUGAUCCCCUUACUUUUUUCGAAAUUCGGCAUAGAUUCCGAGUUAUUUGCAAAAUUCGAAAUUUUGAAAAUUUAAACAAAAAUAUAUGGCUUAGCGGCCAAAAUUUUGAUGUUAACUUUUACUGUAUCGAUAGAGCGCAAACUAAUUUUCAUGGGUUUUGGUUGCAAUUGGACUGGACGACUAACCCUCAUUCAUAUCCAAAAGUUUCGUUUGACUUGUGCGAGAAAUACUUUAGCGAUCGAGAGUUGACUUAAACGCAAAAUAAUUAUUCAAAAAGAGUACGUCGUCUAGACUUGUUUCAGCAUAUUUUUCAGUUGAUUACAUUUUCUAUCGGUUUGAAAAUUAUUUUCGUUAUUACUAUUAUAAAGAUCGUUUGAUUGGCUCCAUGUGAGCAAUUUAUAAACAUGAUUAUAGAGAAUAUUUGUGAUUAAAGUGCCUUCUGUUGCCUUUUUUGGUUUUUUUUUCUUGAAAAAAGUGUAUAACAACUAUAAAAAUUGAUAUAGAUUCUAGACCAUCUAGUAGAUUUCGUAUAAUGCAACAUGAUUUCUUUUUAUUUUAUAUUUCUUUAUGUACGCAAAAGUUUUACCUUGAAAAAUAAAAGUUUGACUUUCUUACGUUGAUAAAUGUUUAUUGUUCGGUGUUUUUGGCAUGCCCCAACAUAUAAAUGUCUCUUCUAUGUGUCCUCGACGUGAAAUAUACCUCAUCCUGUAUAGAAUAUACCUAAAGACUAGUACAUAACCAUUUUGUUAAUGGAAACUUGAAAAAAUUGAUAAUUUAUUCAUUUAAUUUUAAAAUGCUGUUAAAAAAAUGAUUGUCGCAAUAUAUUUUAUCAAUUAGAUGUUACAGUGAAAGUUGUCAAACUUAUGAAUAUUACACAAACGGAAAAAUAUAAAAAACUUUCAUUACCUAAAACAAAGUUUGGAAAAUCUUUUUUCUAAUUUCGUCCGUUAGUGAGAUAUUUAGUUGUUUCCAUACUUCUAACUAGCCUUGUGAAUGAUGGUUAUGUACUAUGAAUCUUAAAACUGCUUUGAUGAUAAGAUUUAUCAUAUAUAUAUCGAAAAACCCUCGGGAUACUCCCAAAAAUUGAAAAAAAUUAUAUCUAUCUGUGAUUUAAUCAAAAUUUUUGAUGUAUAUUUUCUCUAAAAAUAUCUUAAAUAUUAUUAUAUAAAAUUAAACAAUUAGAAGUAGUUGAUUGAUGAAAAUACUUUGAACUUUUCAUAUUUAACGGACUCUACACACAAAAAAAAAUAAAAUAUUAAUUUUUAAAAAUGGAAGUUGAUUGUUUUCUAUAUUCUAAUACUUGAGUUAACUUCCAGAUUUCUUUAACCAAAAAUUUAGUCUAAAUAAAAUUAACAAUUAUCGUAAUUUUUAAAUUUGAACAUAGAUUUUAUUAAAAAUUAUUUUUAUAUUUUUGUGUGAAGACUUCGUUCUAUCAAAAAAAAAUAAUGGAAAAUUGAUUGUAAAAAAUUCCGUGAUACCAUCGAUUUUCCAAGUGAUAUUUUUGUUGAUUUUUUUGUCAUAUAAACAAUGAAGUGCAAUUAGAUGGUAUAUACAUACAUAUAUAUUUACAUCAAUAUUACUUAGUAUAUAAGAUAUAUUGAAUAUAUUAUAUAUUUGAAAAAAAGGAAGCUAUUUUGUUUUUUGAGAGAAAAAAGAUUGACUCCAGGUAGAGUUUUAAAAAAAUGCUUCAUUUUCCCCUUUCCUCCAUUUCAACAACCGUCAGAUUACGACCAACCAUUACCAAACCGACUCCGACAGUUAUAAGCGUUAUUUCAAAAAAAUAUCAUUCUAUACCAUUCGUAUUAACAUCUACAUAUAUAAAUAUAACAUUUUCCAUCUUCAAUAAGUAUCAGUUAAAACAAAUAUUUAUGGUAUGAUAACAUGGAAUUGAAAAAACAACGAUUAUACAACAAUGGAAAAACAUUGAAUUGAAUUCAUCUUUAAAUUUCUCUUCAAAUUGCCCUACUGAUGAUACGACUGCAUGUUACCAUGUGGCAACCACGCGCCAUAUUGUUUGAACUGAAAUCCUUUAAACAAUUGCAAGGGAUUGUUAUUUUUCAAGCGGACAAUCUUUUUUAUAUCCUUUAUUGAAAUACAAUAGUUUUUUUCUAUAAUAAUAUUUAGUUUCUGGUUCAUUAAAUGAAUAUUUUCAAAUUCUCUUACGAUUUAUUAUGUUAAAAACAGUUUUUUCUUCUUCUUUUUACGCCGUUUUCUUAUUGAAGGUUGGCGACCACGUUUUUAAAUGCAUCUCCUCGCAACAAUUAACGCUUGUCCAAUUAUGUUCUGUAGCAGUAGGUAUUUGUCGUUUCUUAUCUUAAUUGUCUUUUGCGACUAAUGCGUCUUAAUACUUCGUCGUUGAUGACUCUAUCAGUCCUUGGUGUCUCCAGGAUGCGUCUAUAGAGCCAUAUAUCAAGUUUUUUGAUCAUUUGUGCUUUCAAGGUCCAAGUUAUCAGCAGUACUGAUCACACAUAACAUUCCAUGAAUCCUAUUCUGACGUGGAGGUUUAGAUUUCUGUUUAACAAUUGUCAACAGUUUUCUUUAGCAACCAAUGCGUCUUAGUACUUGUUGUUGAUUUUGUUAGUUCAGAAGAAGAAGAAAAUUGAAAUUAGAACUUGUUCUCGAAAUUUUUAUUAAUUUUGACAAUAAUAUUAUAAGUUUUUGAUCGAGACUACCAGUUGACCUCGAAUAAUUCUCUGACCGCGCGCUCUACGCCCUGUAUUUCGAAAACAGUUCAAAGUAUAAAAAAAUAGUGAUCAUAAAAGUUGUAGAGAACUAAAUUCUCUAGCGUAGAACCCAUAGAAAACGAGAUAUUUGCAAAAAAUGUAAAAAGAAUCGAUUUGUGUGACCUUUGACCCAUGACUUCAAAACUUGCGAUAAUCCAAUAAUAUUUGAGUUUCGAGAAUAGUUUUACGAUGUUAAAAUACAAAUGUUUACGUGGUAAUAUACUGGGUGUGUCGAUUUACCGAGACAUUCACCUAAUUUGACUUAGGAUGUCUGGACUUAACUUAGCUGAGUACUUGAACGAAUACUAGGCUUGAACUGCUCAUAUUAAUGAUGGAAGGUGGAAGAUGAGUAAAAAGGAAUAUAAAAAACAAUAGCAAGACGGAAUAAAAUUAUCAGGACAGGAAGUUAUAUUAAUGUUUGAUCCAUUCCAUGUUUUGUACACAUCAAAAUGAUUUUGAAAAUGUUUUCAGGUUUAUUAAUACAUUCCAUAUAUACCUAAGUAUAAACAAAAAGAGGAAUUUUUUUAGUUUUAGAAACUGUGAUAUUUUUCUAAAUAUUGUUGAAAAUAUCAGAAAAUUCAAUUUUUUUCGUUCUUAUUUCAUGUCAGUCUCCUUUAUAUCAUUUCUAAUGAACGAUAAAAGUAUAAAUUGCAAAAAACGAGUUGAUUUACCAUAAUUUUGAAUGAAAUGAGGCGAAUACUUUAUUGAAAAAUGGUAAAAAAACUGAUAUUUAUUGAAAUAACGCCCGCAAACCCAACCAGAUUUUACAGUAAAACAACACAUAUUUAAGUUGGACCAAAUAAUCCAAUACUAAGGUGUAUAUAAUAUGGUAUGCUUUUAUACAUAUCCUUUGAACGUUAAAACUAACUUUCUCUUAAUUCAAGUAUAUUGUCUAAACAUAGUUGGAGAGAUAGAAAUAAACACAAGCGUUUUAAUCAAAAGAAUAAGUGAGAAAUUUAGUUUGAUGUUCAAAUCGAAACAUUCCAACCAUAUAUGUGCCAGAUUUUUUAUUCACAAAAACUACAGAAUUUGAAUUGGAAGAACUCCAAGGACUUGUGAUUUCGUGAUCUCGGAUAGAAUGUAAUUUAAAUAAUAUGCGAUUUCUUUGAAAUUCUUUAUGGUUAAAAAAACUCAUUUGUAUCUUAACUAUAUAGAAACAGUAAUCGAAUGCCGAUAAAACAUUUCGUUGUGGUCUAAGGUCUCAUGAUCAAUUUGAAUACUCCAAUGUUUUUGAAUUAUUACAGAUUGUCCGUUAUAUAGAAAAAAGGAUUUAAUUUACACAACAUUCGCUUGAAUUACUCAAAACAUAAGGAAUGGGAAUAAAAUUAUGUUUGCAACAAUUUUUUCCCGCUCUGCGCUUCCACUCCGUUUAUUUUUGUUCAUGACUACUUUCUAUUAUUUAUAAAUAUUAUCUACAUGCAUAUAUCUAUUUUUUUCGUGGACACCCUCUUUUCCCUUUCGUCUCUUCUCUCAAUUAUUUUCGUCUAUCCAACGGAAUCUUUUUUUCUCUGACCACAGCUUUGAUCUUUCUUCUUAGUACCUUUCUGUCGCAUAUGUUGAUACAGCACCGUUGGUUGUAUAACUGUCUUGUACACUGAAAUAUAUUCUGAUCUUAAUCUUGUGUCGAUUUCCCUAGUUCCACCUUCUCCAUUUGUCACUCCCAGGUAAUCGAACUCCUGGAGGCUAUCAAAUCUCUAAUCCAUAUUUUUCUUUGACGUUACUUUCAAUUGAGUAAAGUUAUUUUAUGAGUAGUUUAUUUCCUUUUGCUUUCAAUUUCUGUUCAUUUUUCUUAAUCCUCUGUCGCUCUACUUAUAAGUCAUCUACGAAGACAAGAUUUUGUGUUUUGUUAUUGUAAAAUAUCCCCUGGGUUCGGAUGCCAUUACUUUUCAGGAUUAUUUUUAGUAGAAGGUUAAGCUUCACUAUUGAUAAUUGUUGGUUUUUGGACAUUCUGUAACUAUAUUUCUUUUCUUCCCCAUAUAAUCUGUACUUGUCAAUUUCGGCUAGUUUCAUCACCUACUUCCUUAGACAGCAAGCCUUGAGAAGCAACAUAUUUAUUAGAUUUUAUAACAAUGGUAAAAUCAUAAGAGCGUCUUCCAGAUUCUUCCUUCCCUUGAAACUCUUUCUAGUAGAUGUACUUUUCAAUGCUUCCGGUUCAGUAAAAGGUUUCCAAGCAUCUAUCUAUAUUAGACUCAUUUUUCCGUUGAUUUAGAGCACAGUGAAAAAAAAUUUAAAAAUCACCUAAUCAGUACGAGUUCAUUUUAUCAUUUCUGUGAAGGUAUGUGGUCUGGAGGUGUAAAACCUUUGUGGUACUUUUUAUUUCUGAUGUUAUCAUACCAAUAAAAAAGUUCAUUGAGUAUCUUAGAAAUUGGUAGCAACCUAUGCAGUUAUUUUGACUAAAAUUAUGAAUUUAUAGUGCAAAAUAAUCUACUUUGUGCUAACUAACGUAACAAGUGAAAUUUUUCCUUGCUCUAAACCCUUUUUUGUUUCAAACAACAGACAACUACUUAGAUCUCGUUGUUAUUCAAUGUCAUUUUUACCAAAUGUAGCAUUUUCUUAGAUAUUCCGAGAGCUGUUAGCGCCUGGAUUAAAUGCUUUCUACUUAUUGCAUCAAACACUUGCUUGAAAUCCACAAAGAAGAAUCUCUUGCUUAAUAUUUAUUCUGGAAUAUAUUGUGAAAAUUUGAACACUAGCUAACUUUUCCUUUUUGAAACUACCUUGAUUGUCACUCCCAGUAUUUGCCUAAUUCAAUCAAGAAUGGGUCAAAAAUUAUUGAUUUUUCAAAAACAAAAUCCAUAGAGUAAUUUUUAUAUCAACUUCCACGGUCAGUUUCCACAAAAAAAUGAACACAUUCUACUUGUGUUGGUAAUCACUCCAAGACUAAAAGCACGUAUAGGCAAAUGGUAGACUUUUUUUUAAGCUACUUUUUGCCUACUUGUCUACAAAUUACACCGUGGUUUUUAGAAGCUUACUACAAUACUGCGCAUUCACAGUUCGUUGUUCAGUAGUUCCGAAGGGCAAACAGCAUUUUUGAUAGUGAGUUUCCUUGCUCUAAACCUUUUUUUAUUUCAAAAUGUUCCGAUAGACUUAUUUCGACAACUACUUAGAUCCCGUUGUUAAUCAAUGUUAUUUUCAACAAAUGUAGUAUUUUCUCAGAGUGCUGCUAGCGCCUGGAUCAAAUGCUUUCUACUUAUUGCAUCAUACACUUGCUUGAAAUCCACAAAGAAGAGCUUCAUGUUUAAUAUUUGUUUUGGAAUACCUUAUGAAAAUUUGCAACACUAACUAAGUUUUUCUUUUUGAAACUAUCCUGAUUCUCGCUCACUUUUUCAGCCUUAUACCCCUAUAAAUCACGCAAUCUGUCACAUCCCUCUUCCUGUACCUUAUCCUGUUCUUUUUCCAAUGUGAUUUUGAUUAGAUUAUAUUUUCGAUCGUUCAAGGGCUCUCCAUCAUACUUUAUAACCUUUAAUGGGAAUCCUCUUCUCACCGGCAGAUAUUUUUCACAGAAAAUACAAAAUUUCUCAAAAAAAGUUUGGAAUGUAUAUAAACAAUCAUUGACAAUUGAGAGUUAAGUUGUUAGAAAACUCGUUUGAUGUGAGAUUUGUACACACCUUGACUUUAAAGUGAAAAACUUUUUGUGAGGCCCAUAAUUCGUUUUGGUCCGAUUUGUAAUAAAUAACAAACAAUAAAGGACUUUAUAUUAUUUGGUUUCUAUCUAGUAAACAAAUUCGAAUUGUUUAUCCAGGCAUCAUGAGCUACAGUUUUUUCUUAUAAUUUAUAGAAACUGUAAACGCAUUGUAGAUGAAGAAAAAAAAGGUGUCAAAUGACUUUUUUCAAUAUAAUUUGUAUAACAAUUGGAUAAAUUCACUUUAAUGAUAUUAUAAUGUAAUUGAGUCGUAUCAACUAUAAAGAAAUUUUGAACAAUUCGCAUAUAUUCAAGUUUAGAUUGUUGUGGCUCUUCCAAUUCCCAUAAAUACUGAAAACACUGUUUUAAAUGUUUGUGUGUUUCACUUUUUACGCUUGCAUCGCAAUUUCUAUAGAAGCUCAUUGUUCAAAAACAAACCUAACUUAUACAUAACCUCACUUUUGAAAUACCUCUGAUGACUAAACUCUUGCGCCAAAUUUUUUUGUUGUUAAUUUUUAAAAAGGUUAGGAUGGUUUUGAGUUUGAGCGGACAAAAAAACAAAAAGGUAGCGGAAAAUUAAACGAAAAUUGAAUUUAGUAAUGAUUUACUAAAAUUCGAAUCAAGAUUGUUGACCUCUUUCGAAUAGUCCGACAUCUAGUGGCAUAUAACUGUUUCAUAAAACAAUUAGAUUACAUACUGGUAUUUUUUACUAAAAUUUAUAUUUAAUGUGAAUAUGAAAUGAUUUGCUUCACAUAAAUAAGCUUAAAUAUAUUCUACUAGUUGUUGUAACCAAUAAUUAAUUUUCCUCUAUCGAAAAACAAGUUUCGGCUUCAAAAUUGUAAUAUAUAUACGAAAAUUGUGAAAUUUAUGUGGAAAAAAACUGCAAGUGUGCCACCAUUUGUGCAAUUUUUGAAUACCUAGUGUUUGUAAACGUUUACAUUAGUUAUUGUGAUAAUUUGUUAUAGACAUUUUUCAAUGCCUUUUAUUUGAUACUUCAGGCGUCUGGUUUUCUUUUUGUAUUUUUUUAAUAAACAAGUUUUAAAAGGCAAACACUACAAGAUUAUUCGAAAUAUAGAGUAUAGCAUUAGUCCAACUACUCAGUUAUCAUACAAGAUAUUUUAAAAUAUACAGGUUGACUUAAAUUGAUACCAGAAACAUUUUUUUAACUAGAAUAUCCUGGAUAUUUUCUGUAUCAGAUAUUGCAAUGUUAUGAAGGGUGAUUUAAACGAUACAAGCAACAUUAUAUUGAUUUCUCAAUAAUUUCUUUAAUUAAUAUGUAGGAUUUGAAAUGAAAAAUUUAUCAACACAAAGAGAAAGUUUAGUACCAUUUCGUGAAAAUAACUCGGCAUGUCACUUAAUACUCGGGCCAAAUAAAUAAAAUUCACAUGGCGACAAAUCGAAACUAUAAGUAGGGCGUUAUAAUGUUUCUAGCACUAUCCAGCCCUACAGAGGAGCUAUUCCUAUAUCAAGGCCUACUCCAACAAACCCUUCUCCUUACAAAAAUCCUUUUUGUUCUGCUAAAGUCGGAAUUCCAUCAAGACGCAUGGAUUUGCGUGAAAUUUUGGAAAUUAUAUAACCAUUUUCAAUAUUCAAUAAAAUAAAUGUUGAUACAUUUAGAAAGUUAAAAAACAUUUGUAGUAUUAAAAUUAAGAUCGCAUGAUGUUUUAGGAUACUAUUUAUGUUUUUCAACCCUUAAUCAAUAUAUUUCAUCCCAUAUUAUAUCCAAGUGUUUGUUUUAAGUAUAAACUCUCUUAGUUUAUGAGCUAGAUAGUCGAUUAAAAAUCAUUUUGGGGGAAAAUUUACAAUUUACAAUCUCCUAAAAAGGUUUCUCCAAACCAUUCAAACGUCUUGAUCCUAUUAUUUUUAUUCAAUUAGAGUGAUUUGUAAAUUUAUAAAUAUUUUUUUCAAUUAGGUUAGAGAUGAUGUGUUUUAUCUAUGAAAUGAAGGGAUGCUUUCUUACUUUUAUCAUCACUUCAUUAUUUUAUGUAUUACGAAGUCUUAAAAAGUCUCAUUUGGAUGGAUUUUUGAAGUUUUUUAAAAAAGACUCACUAGGUAGGUCACAGGUAAAAUUGACCGUUUUUCAUGUAUUCAAUUUUUUUAAAUCUUUGGUUCACUAAAUAAGUGAAAUAACUCGUUUUGUGUUAGAUUUAGAACCAAUUCUUUUUAUUCUUUUCAAAGGUACAUUCAACCUCCUUACAGUUUUUUCGAUAAAAAGUGUUUGAGUUAAUUGUGAAAAAUCGAUCCAAAAUUUGCUUUUUUUUAAUAAAAAUUCAAUCAAGAAUGAGUCAAAAAGUAUUGAUUCUUCAUAAUCAAAAUCCAUAUAGUAAUUUUUCCCUCCCUAGUUACGGUGGUAUUCACCCCAAGAGUAAAAGCACAUAUAGGCAUAGGGUAGACUUUUCUUUUUAAGCUGUUAAGUAUCUAUUGUUAAAAUUUUAAGCAAAUCGAUGCGUCUUGAUGAAAAACUGAGGUAAAAACCGUUGUUCACUGAUCUAUUGGAAUUUCGCUUCGUUUUUAUCUGUAUACAGGUUACACCGUGUUUUUUAGAAGGUUACUACAAUACUGCGCAUUCACAGACCGUUGUUCAGUGAGAAAAUCAACCGCAAUUAUCACUCUAAUAUCCCACAACACGGUACACAAAACGUUUUUUUCCUUCCUUUUCAUACCGUUACAACAAACGCGUGCUAAGUUCCAAACGUGUGAAUUUCUGCUCGAAAGUUUUGGCAACCGACUGGCUGGAAUUUGUGGUGGUUGAGCCGUUCAUGUGUUAUUUAUUUAAGCCGAUGCCCUCCAGCUAUAUCGUGUCGGUUUGUAAGUCUACCACCUCUCGCAAUUUUUUGAAACUAUUUAUACACUUGAGGUUUGGAGAGACACUCAUCCGAAUUUCUGGGGAAAUUUCCGCGGAUUUUACAUUAUCUUCGAUAAAACAACGAUGCAUUGCGCAACAGACACUGAUACAACAUUCUUCCUCUAGAAUUAAACUAAAAAGCGAAAUUACGCGAAUUCUCUACGCUUCGUAACAGACUAUAUAGUCUAACAUCCAGUGCAGCAACUUUUCCCUCGUUUAUUCACAAAUUCCGGUUUAUAUUUGAAUCACCAAUUCGACUUUCUACUCACUAUCAACAAACACAGUUUUUCCAUCUAUUGAUAAUUUUACAAAUAUGCCAUAAGACGGGUUGUCACUGCGCGAAAUUAUUUGGCGAAACUGUUGGAUCGCUUCGAAAAAUACUCACAAGUUUCGGAGUAAGAACGAAGGCGAGACAGUUUUGCGCAGUGAGAAUCCGGUUUUAAAGUAUUAAAAGAUUUUUUAUAUCAACAUCUCACAAUGUUACAAGAUACUGCGAAAUUAAUAUAUAACUGUUUGUAACUUUGAAACUUCUCUAUAUAACCUUGCAAAACUAUGUUAAAUAGAAAGUGAAUAAGGACAGAGCAUAGAAAUCUGAUUGAUAUAUAUUUCAAAAAAUUUCAUUUUGUACGUAUUUCAAUUAAUUUUAUAUCUAUAAAUGUUUGAGUAUUUGGAUUUUGGCUGCUUCUAGUAAUCAUUUAACCAUUUCUUAAGUAGUAGUUAUUGAGAAAAAAGAAGAAAUAUCUUGGUAUUUGGAAUCGCCGCCUGGAGUAUAAAUUUUUUUAUAUAAAUGCGGUCCAAACGAAUGUGUUACAGUUGAACAAUGUAAAGUAACCUUUAGAGAGUAUACGCGUAAAAAACCUAUUUUUUAAAUGUUGAAAUACAUAAGUUUCUAAUUGCUUAUACAGCAAUUUAGGCGCGUCGAGUUGGCACUUCAAUUUUUCGAAUUUACAAACAUUAUCUUCAAAGUAAUGAAAAAAUUUUUUUCGUAAUAGAUUUCUGUUCAAAUGAGACUUUGAAAAUAAAUCAUUUUUUCAACUGAGAAUCUUGUACAAAAUAAAAAAAUAAGAAAAAGCUAUGAAUGAAACUCUGUAUUAUAAACAAGCUCAUAUUUAUUAAAGUACAUAUUGAAAACAAUCUUGCUAGUUAUAAAAAGAGGAAAUUUCAAAGUUAUAUGUUUCAUGCACUCAUAUUCAGAUAUGUCGCAAGAAAUAGCUUCUUUAACAUAACCCCAAAAUAUUAAAUCUUGAAUACAAGGAGUAUCUUCAUUUUCACAACGAUCUAUCCGGCGCUGUAAUAAUAGUUAUUCAGAAAGUCACUUACAGGGAUGUGUCAAAUGGACUGAGCUUCAUUAUGUUAUUGAAUCGAAUCCUGUGAACCUAACAGAAUUUUAGAACACAACAUGUUCAGGUUCACUAUUCCAGUUCCAGUUCCUGUUGUUUUCGUAAAGAAUAAUAAACUUUUGAACGGGAUGAUUAAGAUUUUGCACGCCCUAUAAGCGAACGCGGUAUCUGUUCACUUCUCUAAUAAGAGUUAAAGUAGAAAGGCUUUACAAAAUUCGCUCUCUUUCUUAUUCAGGUUGACAGCCUACACAAGAUGUUUUCUUCUAACUUAAUUAGUAGACUUUCUCGAACUUAAAAAUAUAUAUAAUUAAAUAAAAUCAUAUACCUGUGGGUACCUUCUGUUGGUAACUUGUUAUUCAUGCCCAAAACUUUUUUAUUUCUAUCUUGUUUCACACCCUCCCUCCAUGAUACUUUUUUUUACCUAAAGUUGUGUUUUCCCAUUCCUCUAGCUUGACAAAUUCUUUUUUCCUUCUACAGAGAUAUACAAAGCAUCUAAGCCGUUGUUUUUCAUUUAUUUUAAUCACAUGUUCUACAUAUUCAAGUCUUCUAUUAUCGUUUCGUUUCCUAUUCGAUCUUUUCUUUACGUACUCCAUUUCAACUGCUCGAAAUUUGCUUUUGAGAUCGUAUUUAUCCAGUUCUCGCUACCAUAUAUAAGAGUAGGUCGAAAUAUUUAAUUAUACACGUUCGUUUUGGUGUUUUUUGUUAUAUCUAUUUAACGUAUUAUAAAGUUAGAUUGCCGCACUAAUUCUUCCAUUAAGCUUUGCUUCUUGAUUCUCAUCGCUCUAUUCCGCGCCUUCUUCUUCUUCUUAACGUGCCGUAUCAAGCCUCCUUGACAUUGGCGUUCAACAUGGCAAAACUCUCUCUAUCUUGAGCUAGUCCUGCUUCUCUUAUUCCAGUCCAUUGUCUAGUAUUCUUUAACCAAGAGGCUUGUUUCCUUCCAUUUCCUCUACGACCUUCAACAUUACUUUUAACUUUUUCUGCAUUUGAUGUUAUCCACCAACUCACGAACCGCAUUUGCUCUAUUAAAGACGGUUUGCAUAUCUGCCCACGGUAUCUUGAGCAAAAGCCUCUAAACGAUUAAUGGUGGAUAUUUUUAAAGUCUCUUUGACACCAAUAUAUUUCAAACUGGACACUCUGAAUCGACUGAAUACCAUAUAUUUUGUUUUAAAACAGUUAAAGUUUAGAUCCAUCUCUCUUCCAACUCUGUCAAUGGCGUUUAAAAGACAUUGCAGUCCAUUCAAGUCGUCACACAGUAUAACUGUAACGACUGCUCAUCUAAUUGUAUUUAUAGCUUAAGAUUUUGCAUUCUUCUGUCGAUUUUUCGAUGAUUCUUACGUCAGAACUAUCAACUCCUAUUUCUGUUAAUAUAUUCAUAAACUUAUCGUGUUGUACUCGAUCGAAUACCAAUGCAAAAAGUGCUUCUCAUUUUCUCAAACAAUUUCUGAAGCCGAAUUGAGUUUCAUCUUGAUCUUCUUCGCGCUUAUUUCUGAUUCUAGCGUCGAUGAAUCUCAAGUAUAUUUUUAUAGUGUGACUCAAAAGAUUUAUCAGUCUAUAGAGCUUUUGAUGUUAUUUUUUUUUGGCAAAGUUACUAAUUCGUAUUUUGAACAACAUUAUUGAAGAGUUUGACUAAUAUUCCUGUAUUUUAUUCAUGUACAAGUUUUAGCAUCUCUGGUCCAACAGCUUUCUUGCUUUUUUUUCCAACUCUGUAUCACUUCUGACUUUAGUAUUUCUGGUCCUUCGCCUUCAUCAAAUGCCAUUUGUUCUUCUGAUCUAGAGUCGUUAUACAGUUCUUUGAUACAAACACACACACACACCAAAUUAUUCUAAUUUCUUUUUUAUCUACGAUUAUUUUUCGUUUUGAUUCCCUUAAGGUAUGAGGUGUCUUCUUGUUGUAUAGGCCAGCUACUUCUCUGACUUUUUUGAACAUAUUGAAAGUGUCAUGUUUGUCUUGUAAAUCUUCCAUUUCAAUGCAUUUAUCUUUCAUCCAAUCUUCUCUGACCAUUAUUAUUUUUUGUUUGAUUAUUUUCUGUAUCUGUUUAUAUUUUACUCCAUCAAAUUUAGGAUUUCGUCAGUCAUCCAUUGUUGUUUUUGUGUCUUGGACGCUUUUUAAUGUGUUUUUUUAUUAUUUACAAAAUGUGAUCUUUAAAAGUGUUCCAGAUUUCUGUAUUGUCAACUUCAUCUUUUAUUUGUUUCAGUUGGCUGUUAAUAUCUUUAUCAAUUUGUUCUUUCUGAUAUCCAGUUUUAAUUUUACCAGACAUUUUUGAGCUUGAAUUUAAUAUCAGCUAUCAGAGGAUUAUGAUCCGAUGCAAUGUCUGAAACUCUCGUUCCAAUUGUAUUCCAUAUAUUUCGAUUUUGAAUUCUUCUUCUUAUUUCCCCACUACCAUUGCUUUUCUCUAUAUUGAUAUUCAUGUUCUUCAACUUCAUAGCUUAUUUCCAUGUUAAUAAUCUUGUUCCAAUUUCAAUCUCCAUUUUUCGUGAAUAACUUAACAAUAUUUGGUGCAAAAAUGAUUUCAAGAUGGUGGAUUUGUACCACGGGCUACAACCCUACAAACUUGAACUUAGCAACCCAUCCUAGGCAUCAGAAAAAAAAUUUGUGACAUUAAAAAACUUGAUCUUUCUGUGUCAGACAAAGGUUCUUAAUUUUAAAUUUGUACUUGAAUAAAUAGGAAUUUUUAAAACUGGGUUUUACAUGUAUAGCACUCCUUAAUAUCAUUGAUUAGUUCAACUUAGAUUAACAAUUGAUAAAAUUCGAAAUCUAUUACGUGAAAAAACGAUUUCGUUUCCUAAUUUCCUUUAUUAGAAGUCCAACACUACCGUACAUAUUUUCUGAAUGGAAAAUAAUUGUGUUCUCAUAUUGUUAUUUAAUGUUUGUACUAAAAAAAACAAACGUUGGUUUUUUUUUGUUUUAACAAUUAUAAGAAUUAAUUUGUACAUUGCUGCAGUAAAUGUAGUUCUCGUAAGUUAUGACAGAAUAGUUUGUUUUAACCCUAAAAUGCUCUUAUUAUUAUUAUUAUUAUUAUUAUUAUUAUUAUUAUUAUUAUUUUGUUGUAUCUUGUUGUACAUGUAUUACUUGUUUAUUACUAUGAGUAAUUUCUUUCUUUCAUCAGUUGGGCUAUGUUAAAGUUAGCUAUUCUGUACCUUUUAAGUGAAAAAUUUCCUCUUUUUUAUAAUUAUUUAAGUGAUACCGAGGCAGUAAUCUUGCACGUACAUAACCAAGUUGACAGGUACCAUUUUUGAACCGGUUAUUUUGAAAUUAAAUCAAAAUUAGCAGAUCAAAAUAUCUUCAAAUCUUAGCAAACUAUGUAUAGAUAAAAAUUAUCAAUCUAGGGCAGUGUUUCCCAUCUUUUUUUGUACCAUGCUUCCCCAAACCUUUCUUUCAGUAAAUCAUUUUCAGCACCUAUCCACAUUCAACUAAACUAUGAAGAUGGAAAUGGUAAAAACAAUUUCCUCGCACAAUUGACUAAAUUUCGUUAUCUAACUCUUCUUGAUACUGCAUAUAAGAUAUAUCAAACCAAUCCGCUAAUAUUAGCUGCAAUAAACCCCUGUGGUGCGAGGAUCCCACGUUGUGAAACACUGAUCUAGGGUGAAUAAAGCAAAAAAUUGUUAAUAACUUGUUACCUAUUAUACUAUAUGAUAAGAAGUUGAAUCAAAGUAUUGGUAUUGAAAAUUUAAUUAAAGUAGUCAAAAAUGGUGCUAAAAUCAAAUUAUUGUGAGAAUACUGUUUCUAAAAUAUUCUUUUUGCACCCAGUGUCAGUAUUUUUGUUAAAAAACAAACGACCAAGGUCUUACUAGAUUUUAGAUUAUCAUUCCACAAUUUUUAGCUUUUCUUCACAACUAUAAGACUCUGAAUAGUUAUUAUUUCUACAUAUUUUUUUUACAUUCACAUAAUUUUAAUGAUUUUUAUAUCAAGGACGUAUUUGUUAAAUAUUUUUUAGUUGCAGAGUAUAAGAAAAGAAUUAAAAGUAAUAAACAUAAGGUUUUUUGCUUUGAUGAGCAUGUACAUAGAUUUAUUUCGUCUCAGCACACGUUUGGUGUGCCUGCUAACCUCUCAGCAACUCGAUUUUGAUGUUUUUUAUAUCGACAAAGUUUUCGUUUUUCUUUUAAUAACCACAACAAACAAUAGUAUAUACUUUUUCCCACAUUUAAUCAUUUUGAAGACGGUUAAAUAUGAGGACUAGAAGAUUUGUUUUUCUAUCUGUAGAUUUUGUUUUGUUUUAUGUUGCAAUAUUUUUAGGCUAUAAUUUUUUUUCUGAGCGAUACUCUGUCGUCUUCCAAAACUUUACAUGUAUAGUAGGAUGCUCCAAAUAUUUUUUUUUCUGACUCUUACUGACCUCUCAAUUUUUUCUAUUUGAUGAAAAAGAAAAUCCUUCUAAAACAUAAGCUCUAUAGCUCUAAGGGGGCGCUUUUUUCAUCUUAGUUUCCUAUUUUUUAAAUUUAAAAUUACACAUAAUUUAUGCAGUUGUUUUACGAAUAACUAAAUUAAAUUCUUAAAAUUGAGUCUUUGAGUUUUAGAAAAUUGUAUAACGAAGUAAGAUUAUCUUCAAAAAAAGACUAGUUACAGCCAUUCAAAAAUUAUUAAAUUUUGAAGUUUGAAGAAAGAAAUUGCAAUAAUUUUUCUCGCAUCAUCCGCAAAAUAAUAUUUAAUCUAUUAGUCAGUACUGUAGGGCAACACUGUACUAGUGUUUCUGAAAAUGUGUGUCAACACUGACUAUCACAUUUAAUCUAUUAGAAGUGUGAACCAACUCUGAUUCUAAAAUGUUAAUGAGAGUGGAUAAUUUGAAAAAAAAAGCAAAUAAAAUAAUAGACUUGAGAAUUUCUUAGAUAUAUUUAGUCGUAGCUCAGCACAAACUUUAACAGAAGCUCAAAUGUAGAAUGGAAAACGUCAAAAAUAGUAUUAUCUUCAGAUUUAGAUAAUUUUUUUGUAUCUCAAAAAUUUGGUUAUUUGGAAUGACUCUAACUAUUUUUUUAAGGAUAACCUUACUCAAUUAUGCAGUUUUCUGAAGCUCAAAAACACAAAUUUGAGAAUAUAAUAAGUUAUAUUGUGAAAUAUUUCAUAAAUUAUCUGUAAUUCCAAAUUUAGUAGAUAAUUCGAUAAGAAACUGAAAAGCCAACCCUAAGAACAUGUUUUGUGAGAAUUUUGAUUACAUUAAAUAGGAAAAUUUGAAAAGGCUAGACAAUCACCCUAAUAAUGUAUAGUCAUUAUUCAAAUUAUAACCAAUUCUUUGAUAUUUUUUGAAUCAAUUUUUCUAUAAAUUUUGAACUCCUGUCACCAAAAUAUGAAAAUAUGUUGGGUAAUAAGACAAUUUCGGUACUAGUAGUUUUUACUUGAAUUUACAAAUCGAAACCUUGUCAGUGGCAAAUAAAGAAUCGUGACCAUCGUUACCUCACGAAGAAGGCUGCAUGUGAAUUAGCGAAGAAGUUGGACAACAGUUUAGUAACAAUAAGAAAUCUAUGAUAACAUAAAUACUUUGUACUCUGCUUUUCACACAGAUGGAUGCAUAUACAUCUGCACAACAUUGAAGCGUAAGUUACGUAAGUUUCUAAUAUAAUUUUCCCAUACAUCCGUACUCUCGCCAGAAAUCUCAUGGUUGCAGUUUAGUUUUUUUCUGGACUUGAUAAUUUAAGAAGAAACCAUCAAAAACAAAUUUCGAUUAAAUUUUUGUAUACGAUUUUUUUUGUAAAAUGACACAAAAUAAAUCCAUAGUUGAUUUCUAGUACAAUUAACUACAUAUUUCAACUGAAUAAUUUUAACUGCAUUCAAAAACUUGUGUUGCAGUCCAAAGACUUAGAAAACUGAUUCUAGAUAAUUCCACAAAAUUGUAAAAUAACUUCAGCUGCAGAUAAUUUGCAUUAAAAAUAAUUAGAAAUGUUUUCAAAGAAGUAAUAGAAGAAAUCAGUAAUGAUUUGUAAGUACAGUUGGGAUCAGUUUCAGUUGUAUAGCCCAGAAAGGUAAAAAGGCUAUAAAUAGUCCCAAUGGGCGUGAGGGUACUCAAAUCCAGUUGUAUUCUGAAUUAGUGUAUUUUAGUCCAGUUGAUUAAUCCUUAAAAGGACUUCCAAAAAACAUAGAUUUCUUCCACAAUUUCAUCAUACUUUCAUUAUGACGAUGUUUUUUUCCUAUGAGGUAAAUUAUUUUGAGUUUUCUCGUUCCGGUAUUUCGUUGACAAUAAUUUCUUUUACAUUCUUCUUAGUUCCCAGCUUUCAAAUCUCGACAAAAUGAAUCUUUCGAAUUCUUUGAUUAGAAUUAUCUUCUGAUGUACUACAAACACGAUAAUAAUAUAGAGCCAAUCAUAAGAACCGGAUGUUUUUAAAAUAAUCAUAUAAAAUCGAAUAUUUACUUUAAAAAACUUUUAUUGGUACAAAAACACUUGUUAGAUCGUAGCAUUUAUUAUCUACUCACUUAAGAACAAUUAUAUCCGGCAAGUGAUGUCCAUUUUGGGCAAUACAUUGUCGUAGCCUUUGAUGGAAACUGGCCUCAAUUCUUUGCAGCAUGUCUACAUCAAUCUGGGUGACGCGUUGACUAAUUGCGAUUUUAACUGCUGCACGAUGGGUAGCUUGUAAAGAUGGAAAUUUAGAUCUGUAUGCAGAAUUUGUCUUACCGUAUUUGUGUUCAUUUGAAUUGCUGCUGAAUACCUCUGAAUAGAGCGGCGUGGGCUUCUGACAAAAGCUUGUUCAAUGUUCUCCGGAAUUUGUUGGAGACCCGGUGAUUUUUUCUUCAAUUGAUUCACUUGUUCGAAGGUUGUUCACCCAUCUCAAUAUUGUGUUACGAGAAGGGAUACUUGCAUUACGAUGGAUAUUAAACUGACGGCGGAAAUCUCGAUGAACAGCAGUUAUGGAUUCGUCAUUUCUCACAAAACUGUCAUACGUGUACAAGCUUUGGUUUAGCGUCCACAGCUCCAUCUUAAUGACUGAAAUGUAAAUGCUAUGAAUAAAAGAAACUUCAAAAACAUCCGGUUUCCGUGAAUGACCCUGUACAAUACAAAAAUUUAAUUAUAAAAUUAGGAGAGUUCUCCCCCAAAGACAUGGCAUUUUAAGCCUUUCACCCUAAAAAUAUUACUACUCGAAAGUAGGAUCUUGAAUGUCGAGGUGCGACUGAGUCCCGUAGUGGGACCAGAGGUGGGCAAGUGAACCGUUCACCUAAAAGAGCGCUCUUUUGAACGAUUCCAAAAGAGCUGCGACUCUAUUUGCCUUCCCUCACAACUUUCUCGACUAUCCCGAAAUCCGAACGAUUCUUCGAGAAAAUCGAUCAAAGUUUACUUGUUUACUUAGACAUUUGAUUCUUUCGACUAGACCAACUCCUAAGUCAUUUACUUAUAGAGCCCUAGAGCGAUUGCCGGUUCUUUUUUCGAUUAGUUUGAUUUGAUUCAUAUUAAUUAGUUUAUGUCAGAUUUUUCUACUUCUUCGUCUUGAAUUUCCUUAGCAUUUUAUUUUUGUUUUAUUAGGUAUUGCUUUGAUAUUCGAAAUAUUUGGGGGUAUUGGUUCCCUUUAUCCACGGUGUAAAAUGAUUCGUACUUUUACAUAUUCCUACUUGCACCCUUUUAUAAGAGUGCCUUUGAAAAUCGGUAUUUGGUUUGUUGUUGAUGCUUAUUUUGCUUCAUGGUUUGUUACCAUGUGAUGGGAUCUAGUAUUUUUUGGAUACUAUGGGGUAAAGCUGCGACCUUCAGAAAAAACUAAAUAUUCUGGUAGGAGCCACAAAACUAGGUAAGUGGAAAAGUUCCAUAAAACUUUGUGAUUCACUAUUUUUUGUACCUCUGAUUAUUCCACUAUUAGAAACAGGAAGAUAAACAGUCAUAAAAAUAAUUUUGUUAUGGAAGACGACAUAUGGAAUGCUUGCCGACUUCAUUUGUAAAUGUUUCAUACAAAGUGUAUACUUAAUAGAUAGUAGUUACUAUUAUACGUCAAAUUCUUGACAAUUACAGUACAAGGUUAGGUUUAAAAAAAUCACUAUAUAGUUUUUUUGUAAAUGAGACACUAACACGGUGAUGGCACUUAACUAAUGUAGUUUAAGACUUUUUACUUAGUAGGUAUGUAAUAUGUGUAGUGGGAUACAACAAAAAUAAAUGGAAAUAAUUUUUUUGAACCUUUGCAUUGAGAAAGAAAUAGCUCAGUCCCAGUUUUGUGGUAUUUACUAAGAGUUGUGAGUAUAUCCAACUAUUUAUUCUACUAUUUAUUUAUAUUUAUCAAUCUUGAGAUUGAUUAUAAAGGAUUUGCUUUCGUUUCAUCCAUCUUACGACUAUCUAAUUAAAUUAUAAUUUUCAGUAUUUCAUGUAUUAUGUAUUAAAUUCAAACUAAGAUCUAAAUUCUUGUAUAAACUCUCCAAAUCAAGACUGAAAUAUUUUCAAAAUAUCUCGAAAAUAUGAACCCUUGAAAAACUUUUAUUCGAGAAGGUUACUGGUUAAAAAUCUUCAAAAUAUAAAGAUAAAUUCCCAAUAAACUUUGCCAACGCGAACAGUGUUUGCACAUGCGCCAGUGCACAAGUUUUUUUUAUUCUUUGAGGUUAAGUUCAACUGAUUUAAUAUGGUUACAAAAUAAACAAUGAAUUUCUUCUCUAGAGUGCAUAGGGGCGUCCAUUAAUUAAGUGAGGCAUUUUCAGACAUUUUUUCAUUCCGAUUCAGUCCAGGGAGACUCGUGCGCAGUCUCAAAAGUGACUUUUGGAAUUAUUGGAAAAUCAUUUACUCCUUCUCCCUCAUCCUGAUCCGAAAUUUGGAAACUUGUAACCUCUGUGAACCGCUUCAGCAUGAUUUUUUGUUUCCACUUCACCCUCGAGUUGUAUUAAAAAUGUACAAACUCUGUCGGAAAAACAGAAUAAUGAUUGAUUUUAUAGAAAAAUCGCACAUGGUUAGCUUCAUUUUUAUUUUACUACUAAAAAAUACUAUUAAAUAAUUUAAACCCCUCAAAAAAGUGACAAAAAAAGAAAAUACCGUACUCUCGGAAAAUCUAUACUUCUAGCGGAAAAAUGAAAACUUUCGAUUGAAUCAAGAAGUAAAUAGCCGGAAAAAAAAUGAUUUUUCAAGUGCCGAUCAGCUCAAUUUGCGAUUGAGAAUUCCAACUAAAAUUAAUUCAAAUUAAACAAAAAUCACCCAGAAUCUGCUUUAUUUUCAAUAAAUAUAAAAGUAACAUAUUUUCUGAAAAAUUACAAUCUGAUGAAAAAAACUUGUAUACGUGUACCACCUGGAAAUUUGUAUUUGCAUCCCUUAGGGUUACAGAAAAAUGUGAUCAACCUAAAGGGAUAUUUCUAUGAAUAAAGUAAGAGUUCGUUUUCUAUUUCUUAUUUUGUAUUCAAUUUCCAGUACACUGUCAUCAUCUGCUAAAUCAAAAUAUAAAUAUAACCUAAAAUGUUUUAUUCUAUAAAAUAUCAAAUAAAUUUACGUGUGAGUCUAUAGAUUUGCUACCAAACAUAUUAUAAUGCUAUUUUAAUAAUAAAAAUAGCGAAAAUGCAAAAAGUUUGCUUAUUUCAUAAUAUUUCAUACCUCGAUCGAGAGUACGUACUUUCGAUCUUAGGGACGAAGGUUUAACAUCAAUUUCCAGUGAGAAGUACCCGCGGGCAUUAUAAUACACGGGCCAAAAGUUGAAUUUACGGCCCUGCGCGUCAUAAUGCCCUAAGCGAACACAUGUACUUUUCACUCUCGUCCCUGCACGAAAAUUUGUAAUUUGUACCAGCUAGGAAGAAAAAUCGGGCCGAAAAUUCAACUUUCUGCCCUUGUAAUGUACAUUAUGUAUAACUCCACCAUAAAUUGGAUUGAUUAUACAAAAUAGGCAUGAGAUUGUUUCCAUUACAAUCUAUAAGGAUUAUAAUUUUUUAAGACUUUCAAGUUUUUAUCACUUUAUUGGUAAUACAAAUGAAAAUAAAGCCAAUCAUGUUCCAUUUUUUGUUUAAAUCUAAUAAAUUUUCAGCUAGAUUUAGUAUUUUCUACCGAUAUUGGAACAGUUGAUCCGCACUUAAGAAACUAUUUUUUUCGGUUUUAGUUUGUUGUUUGUUAUUUUGGAUCAUUAAUUUUUUUUAAAUCUGCUUGGAUUAUUGGAAUAAAACAACAGUAAUUUUGAAAGGAUCAAUUCAACGAAUGUACAAUCCAAAGUGAAGCUUUCCAUCCAAAUUAAUGUUCGUUAAAAAAUUUUUUACCGUGUUUGGGUGAUUAUAUGAUGAUAAACAAGUUCAAGGAAAGGGCUCUAGUCAAAUUCUCAUCACUACUCAGUGACUAGACAAUGUGGUAUCUCAAAAUAUUUGUCAAUAAACUUCUUGAUUGUUUCUUCUCAUUAGAUAUGUCGUUAUGAGGAAAAUUACACCGUACUUUCAUCGGAAAAAUAAAGUUUCUCGUGAACACUCGUUUAUGAUACCACAAAUAUAUAUAUAAUAUUCUUAAUCCGGACAACUACUUCAACGGCGUCAUCUCUGAUAGUAUAUUCAUGUUUUUUAUUUCAAACAGAGCCAAUUUAUUCAAAUUUUUCAAUUAAAAGUGUAACUUCCUAUUCCUUCCUAUCCUCUUUGGAAGAGACAACCAAAACUCAAUAUUCUUAGCAAAUUCCCUAAACAUGAAACAACGAUAACUGAAACAAAGAUUUCAAAAUAUUAUCAAUUGCACUCACUACAAUCAUAUUCUGUAUACUGAUGCAUCUAAAUCUGAAGUCGGCGUAGAUUGUGCCGUAGCCAAUUCACAUCAAACAAUCAAAGGAUAUCGUCUACACAGGAUAAUUAUAUGCAGUCCUCCAAGCCUUGAGCUCCCUAUUCCCUGACGACAAACAACACUCUAUCAUUCGGAAUAUUCACGACUCCAUUGACCAUUGGCAAGCACUGGUUUACUUUAAUCUGGGUACCGUCUCAGACUGGAAUACAUGAGGAAUACAAGUAGAUUCGACAGCUAGCCUCAACAGCGAUUUAAUACAAAUCCACAAUGAUGUCAUAGCUAGCAUGAGACGUUUGUAUUCGCGACCGAUGGGCAAACCACUGGACAAGCUGCAACACUAAGCUACAUGAACUUCAACGGUCCAUCGACUUCAGAAAACUAUCUCCCACGAAUCGUAGACUAGGCAUCUGGCAUACUCGACUCAAUCAAAUAUCAGCACUGCAAAAUACCAUUAACAGUGAACCACAUGCUAAGAAGUUGUCCACAAUACUCCAAUAAGCGCCGUAGUCACCAGGUGUCGUAGUUAUAGUACAGUUAUAGUUUUAUAGUACAGUUUUACUAAUUCAAUUCUUCUGAUGUACAAUAAACAGGGUUCAACAAUUGGUAUUUUAAUAAUAAUAAUCAUCGAUCAAGAAAAACUUCGUCCAUUAAAAAUACGUUUGAAGUAAUUACCGUUAAGGUUUCUCAAGGGCUAGUUCUUGUUGUUAGCGGGAUGAAAAAGAAAUUAAAAACAACAAUAAAUUCUUGUUUUAGAAAUUUUAGAACAAAUUUGAAAAAAUCGAAAUUGUUAGGGGUACAAAUUUUAUAUGGAUAGCCCGAUAUGAGGAAAGUUUAUUCUUUACGUUUCCAAAGAUAGAAAUCAGUGUGAUACACUGUAUAUAAAUAAGAUACAUCUAGUUUUUAUCAUUCGAAUUGAAACAAUUGUAUUUCCUUUGUAAAGGUUUCAAAUUUACGUAAUUUUUGUUUGUAUCCUAAUCAGUAGCUUAAAAGAUUUUUCUCAUAAUACCGUCUUCAUUAUGGUAGCAAAAAAACAGGUUCAAACAAGAUUCUCGUGGCAUAUUUCAAAACGGUUCACAAAAUUCUUCAAAGCUCCAUAAAUCAGGUCUAAAUAAUUUUUCAUCUACCGAUAAUAUCUACGAUAAUAUAUAGAAACCAACUGAUACUAAAAAACCUUAUAGUCCAGUCAUUUUACGUAGAUUUAGUCAAGAUUUUCAGAAAAUCGAGAUACCCAGCUAUAAAUUCGUUUAAAUUUUUUCAUUUGACAUGCUAAAACUCCUCUCAAAGCUCACAUAUUAUUCGAUGUGAGCAACUCUAAAAAUCAGGGAUUAAAAGUCAAAAAUGUAUAUCUUUUGCCAAUAACUCGUUUCCUCUGGGUUUUACGCUAUUUAUAUUUAUUAUCAAUAUUGUACAGCAUUAAAUUUUCUACAACUUUUGUAUGGAAAAUUUUUUCAUACGGUGAAUAGUUCCUGAGAUAGAGGGCAGAGCGCCCAUUUGAAAUCAACCGAUAGUCCCGAUCAAAAUAAUCUCUUAUAAAGUUUAUAAAUUAUUGCUAAAUAUGUAAUUAUAUGUAGUUUUCAUUUUUUAUCAACAACUGCAUUAUAUUUCAUUAUAUAUUUUUUGAUUAAUUAUCUAUUUCCAAUCAAGUAUAAAUUCAUUUAAUAGCACUUACCUGCCCGUGUAGUUUCAAAAUCGUAGUGAGAAAAAUUUUAAUCAUAUAUAAAUCUUAUUUAUAGUAAUUAUUUCAAUUUCAAUUUUCUUCUUCUUCAUCCUCUUCGUCUUCCUGUUGAACUGGACAGUUUUUUUCUUCAAAUGCUGCUGCCAGUUCAUCCAAAUUAUUAUUAUUUUGAUCGGGACUACCAAUGGAUUUCAAACGGAAUGCUAACCGCGAGCGCUCUGCCCUAUAUCUCAAAAACAAUUCACCAUAUGAAAAAAAUUUUUUAAACAAAAGUUGUAGAAAAUUUAAUGCUCUACAAUAUUGAUAAUAAAUAUAAAUAGACCAUAGGAAACCAUAGGAAACGAAUUAUUUGCAAAAAAUCGAUUUUUUUGACUUUUGACCCCCGAAGAGUUUUAAGCGGAGUUUUAAGAUGUUAAAUGAACAAGUUUGAAGGACUUUCUACCUGGAUAUCUCGAUUUUUCCAGGUGAACGACCUUAAAUGACUGGACUAUCAUAAGUAUCACUCUGUAUUAUGAAUUUAGUAGUAUCUAUACUGAAAUAUUGAAAAAAAAAAUAAAUGAACACUUAGAAGCUACUCUGUACUAUUGAAAUGUUCUACUUAUGUUAUCGUCCGCGAAAAUAUUAUACAGGGUGUUAUUCCAAAUAACAGAACCGUAGAUUUCAAUUAGAUAUAAUAAAAUUUACUAAAUUUGCUUCGGCAUCUUUGUUCAUCCAUGACAAUGUUUUGAUUCCAAUUCGGUUUGUUUUUUCGAAAAAUUUUGAAUAUUAUGGAUUCGUGAGGAUGCUGAACUAUAUGUAAGUUGACAAACUCCUUAUAUAAAUUUAUUUGAAAUAGUCUCAUAUAGUUUUGAACUAAAUUCAAUUUUUGAGUCGAUGGAAGUUUGUAAAAGGUAAACUUUAUUCGACAAUUGGCACUACGUUCUUUUAACUAAUCAUAAAUAUUUUCAAAACGGCCUAUAAACAAGCUAAAGAGCUAUUCUGUAAAUUUGGAAAUUUAUUAUCAGUUGUCCUGAGUGUUCCGAAUAUGGGAAUUUCAUUGCAACAACCAAAUACAUGUUUCGGCUUCCCACUUUCAUCAUUAAUUGAACUUUUUCUAAAUACAAACCUGGAUUUUUGUCAUUCUCAUAAACUCCUUCAUGAGGAUUACCAUAAUUCAUAUGUUACGUUAGGGUGUUUGUUUCGUACCCAAUAAGUCAUCAUCAAGUUCCAUAAUAUUCCAAACUACAAGAGAUUGUGGCAGUGUUCCAUAAUCCGACAAUUUCGACGGUUUUCCGCCAUAUAAUUGUAUUUAAUACAACCCUGAAAUUUUUCGUAGUAUUUUUAAAACGCGUGUUAGUUAUAAUAUCCACAGGAUUGAAGUUGAAUAUUCCUUUCACAUAAGCAAAUCAACGUAUAUGCAAGACAAUGAAACUCAGCACUUAAAAAUAUGAGAAAUAUGUAAAAGCGAGUGCUCAAAGAUAUAUCCAUAAGUAAAGUCGACUUUACAGUACUAAGUUGAGUCUGGAAAAUGGCAGUUUACGUUAUCCUUAAAUUCUCCCAAUCCCGUUUAAAAUAAUUAGAAAUAAAAAAUCAAUUAACAUCAAUAACUAAUGAUGAACUCUUCCAUCCACCAUGCCGUUUUAAAACAUUAAUAUCAUCCCCAGCGUUGACGAAGUCCUUCUGAAGCAAUAUCCAGUGUACUUUUCUGGACGCUCAAAAUUAAUUCAGCAAUUUCUUUACGUGCCCCGUCAACUGUGUGUAUUCCAGCUUUUAUAUUUUCUAAACACAUCCAAAUAUUGCACCGUAAAUCACAGUAAAAGCCCGAAACCAUUGACUGAGAACCAGUAUCCUGUACAUCGUCCACUUCUAAAUACUCUAUUAGAUAUUCUUGACUUGGCUCUUCGUCGCCCCGUCCAUAAAUAUCUAUCUCGUACCGUAUUAAAUCACUUCCCGGACUUAUAAUGUAAAUAACUAUUUUUUGAAUCCAUCGACCAAUCCAAUUUUCUACUUAUUAAUUAUUGAUUCUAGUUGUAUUAUUUAUUAAAAUUUAUUUAUUUUGAGGUAUAUCCUUAUAUAAAAUUUGAUAUUCUCUAAGAAAGUAAUCCAGAGAAUGCAAAUCUAAACUUCUGAAGAGUCAAAAUCUUCAACCUCAAAAAGGGAUUCACACGAAAAUUUAUCUCAAUCUUGUCGCUUAAAUCGCGGUCUCGUAUCUGCACCAGGCCCUCCUCACGUCAAAAAAAGUAUGUAUGACUAAAAAAUAGAAAAAACGGCAGUUUGAUUAAUAUUGGGGUAAAAAAAGGACACUUUUUGCAAAAGUAUGCAGUUUCAAAUAGUGUUGCGGGUUUAGGACUCAAAAUAAAACUGUCAAAGAGUUUUUCAAACGCUUUUCGAUUUUUAAUUUGAUUUAUAUCAAAGUUUUUUUUCUCCCACAUUGGAGCAUUAUUUAUAACCAUGAAAAUUUGUGCAUUUAAACCGUGUAACAUUCUUUAAGUGUAAAUUUAAAACCAAUUCUCAAUAAUGACGAAAAAAAUUUUCAGAUUUUUCGUUUUUGUGCAUUUUCUAAAAAAUUUUCCAUAGUAUUGUAUAUUUUCUAUACCAUCAAAAAGUAGACAUUUCGACGAAGAAAAAACCCAUCAACUUCUCACGAAAAUCGAAUAGUUUGAUAUGAGAUUUUUCCAUUAAAAAUUAGGGUGCUUUUUGGAUCUUAAGCCAAAAUAAAGUAAAAAAAUAAAAUAUUACAAACCAAAUAAAUUACAGUGUAAUUUUUGUAAAAGAUACAAACAAAAACCCAAAAACAUGUUUUUCCAAUUUUUCACAUAAAUUUUGAGGUUAUGUGAAAAAAGUGUACGAACAAUGGUUAUAGAUCUUUUGAUUAUCUACAACUUUAUCCUUCGAGUUUUUCCUAAAGAACUCAUAGUUUUGGCGGAAAUAAAAAAAACAUAUUUUACCCUUAAAAACUCACCACUAUUCAUUUCCCCAGCUCGGAUCACCUGGAAUUUAUUUUUCUAUAUUCUCUACCUUUUUUAAUAGGUUUCGUCCUACUAUAAUUUUUUUUACAAUUUUUAUUAUUUUCGAUGCCUGCCCUGGUAUACUUUCCGGUUCCAUAAUUUUAUGGUCUUUUCAUUAAUUUUUAUUUCAUAUACUUAUAUUGUUAUUUCGUUUUCAAAACAAAAAACGAAUAUGCAACUUCUUUUCAGUAGAUCGAAAAAAAUAAUGUAGUUAGUUAUUUUAAAAAUUACGGGGCCGUAUCGAACACAAUUAUAAUUGAAGUAUCAUGAUGAUUGUUUGGGUAUGAAACUGAUACUUUAAUAUUAGUAUAUGUGACGGUGGUCACAAUAAAAUAAAUCGCAAAUUUAGUAAAAAACCAAGUCGAUGUAAGUUUAAAAAAUAAUUUGAUUAUGAAUGUGGUAAUUCGACUCUAAAAAUGACAUUGAAGAACUAUACACAGAAACGUAAUACUAAAGAUUGGAAUAAAACUGCCCGUUUAAAAAAAUUGUCUGUUUCGAAAAUAAAAAUUAUAUGAACUAAUUUCGGAUUGUAUCUGUAAAAAAUAUUCAGACAUCAAAAACCUAAUUUAAAAUUUGCUGUUAACAUAUUCCAAAGUUUAUUUAUUUAUAAGUAGUCUAGUUUAAUAUUAGUACAGCUUUUAUCACCAAAAAGUGUCUUCUCACUUUUUUUUUAAAUUCAGUAUAGUGAAGAUCUUCACAAGAAAUAAACUAAUUCAAAUGGUUUUGCAGAGCACACGUCAUUAUAAUAAGGGUUGAACAAUUGUAUCGUAAGUUCCAAAAUCGUUUUUAAAACGAUGGGCACAGCAAAACUAUUCAAUUUGGAAAAUUUAUAAAAAAAUUUCGUGAGAUAGAUCAACCCCACUCAUUUCCUGAGGUAGAUCUAUCAGCUCAAAUUCUAGUCGAAUCCAAAAUAAUUGCUAGCGAAAAUUUAUAAAAUUAAAAUAAAAAUGUGAUUGGUAGUAGGUAUAUCUAUGAAGACUGAAAAAGACUUUAGAAGUAUGUACGAGAAAAAAAUUCUAUUUGAUUCAAUUUUUAGUGCAUUUUUGAAUGUCUUCAAUUUUAAAAUAUGCCAUUGUCACGAUUAUUUUUCUUUAAUAUUGGGACCAAAAGUACCAAUUCAUAUCCGAAAUAUCAAAAACAAAUAUCAUAAAAGUUGACUACUUACAAAUUUUUAAUUUUUGUUUUGGUGGAUAUAGCAUUUUAGAGUAUUGAAUAUCCAUUGACCAUUUAUUCCAUAUUUUGACAAUAUUAUGUUAAUUAUGUUUAAGAAUCCAUUUUCGUGUUAAUUUGCGUAAAAACAGUUGUCUUGCUUGAAUUUUGGUCAAAUCAUAAGGUCAAAUAUUCAGCUUUGGAAUUAACAUUAAAAAUUGUACAAAUUAAAUUGAAUUAAAUUUGACUACAAUUCAGUUCGAUGUAAGGCCACAUAAUGUCAAUUCCAAACAAUACCGAAUUAUCGAAACAUUAAGAUGUAUUAUUUGAUUGAAAAGCUUAAGCCAGUCUUAUAUCAAGGCUACAAUUGGCAAUAAGUAGCAUGCAACAGUCUUUAGGAAAGACGUCAGUCGCACAAAUCAGUUCAUUCCCCAUAAAUGUAAAAAACGACAGUAGUUUUCUCUCGAGGUAUAUCCAAUAGAAAAGAUAAACAAUCUUUAUAACACUCAAUGACGUUGCGUCUAAGAUUCUUAUUUUUUUUGUAAUCUCUGAUCUCAGAAAUUUGUUAUUUAUAUCUAAUCUUCUGUAAAGUUUGGACAUUCCAUAGCUAUUUCAAAAAUAUUCAAAAGUAAACUGCAAUUUUCGUCGUUUUAACUCAGCGAGAAAGAAAAAAUGUGAAAUACAACACUGGUUUUCUCUCGAGGUAGAUAAACAUCCAAUAGAAAAGAUAAACAAUCUUUAUAACACCAUCUAAAGUUUUUCUUUGGAGAUUGUCUUCUAGUAGUGCUUUAUGUUCUCAAUAACGUUGCGUGCGAAGAUUCUUAUUUUUUUUGGAUUCUCUGAUUUCAGAAAAUCGUUAUUUCGAUAAUCUUCUGUAAACAUAACAGUUUGGCCAUUACAUAACUGCAUCAAAAGUAUUCAAAAGUAAACGGGAGAACGUUUAAGAUCACACGAAUAGUUGCCCAAAUUCUAUUUCAAUUUGACAUCAGCAGCAACCGGCUGAAUUCUGUAGCAAGAUCGUAUACGUCAGUGGCAAUAUUUGGCAACAUAUUGCCCUCGUAUAAGGCCGGCUUUAGAAAUUUUUAUAUUGUUUAUUCAACAAAACCAUUUUUUUGCUAUCUUCCGAAACAUAAUUAUAUAAUAUAAAUAAAAAAGUUUAAAGAAUAGAAUGAAUUUGUACAAUUUUUAAUUAUGGAAGAAAAUAAUUUGCCCUUCAUGAAUUGAAGAAAAAAAACUAGUGUUUUACGCAAACCGUUCAACAUUAUUGUGAGUAUAAUUGCCUUUUUAGCGUCAAAUAUAAUAUUAUAUCAAACUUGUUGUAUUUUAAAUGUAAUAGAAAAAUUUUGGACCGUUUUAUAUGUGUAUACACGUAUCCGAUAAUAAAAUUCAAAGAGAAUUAUGUAAAGUCCAAAAGUUUUCUCAAAAUGCAACAUAUUUACUGUUCGUAAAAUAUCUGUGACUUGUAAAUCAUGUUUUAUUAUUAAAGUUAGAUGUUUGAACUAUUGCUUUGUGGGAAAUUGUUAUUUUCAGAAAAUAUUUUAAAACCACAAAAAAUACAAAAAAAACGAUACACAUUGUAUAUUUAUAAUGUAAUUCUAAAGUAUACCAGUAUUUAUUAUACUGUGAACUACAUGAAAA